Osmerus eperlanus (European smelt) is the source of this 1871-nucleotide messenger RNA. RefSeq names its product adaptor related protein complex 5 subunit mu 1 (gene ap5m1). Gene Ontology annotation, cellular component: late endosome; AP-type membrane coat adaptor complex; lysosome. Gene Ontology annotation, biological process: endosomal transport. The coding region runs from base 141 to 1616 and encodes 491 amino acids. The transcript has 8 exons. Lineage: Eukaryota; Metazoa; Chordata; Actinopteri; Osmeriformes; Osmeridae. The record is from RefSeq and is a predicted model, not a curated record.
UUCGGCUGUGUGGUGCUUGUCACAUGACCGCUAAAGAAGGAAGUGCUUUGAAACUCUAGCUAAUUUAAUGUUCAACACAUAGUAAUCUACUAUUUAUCACAGACAAUUCCAUCUGAUGACAGUUCUUCAUUUCUAGCCAAAUGAGCGUGCGAGCAUUAUGGAUUAUUUGUCACGAGAAAGGAGAAUCUGUCACAGUGCGUUUUUCAAGGCGGUAUCCAACAGUAGAACAGCGUGCCAAGUGUCUGGCCGGCUCCCGGCACGUGUCUGUCCCCGAGGACGCUACUGUGCUCCAGCUCCUGCUUACGGAGCUGGGGCUCGCUGAUCUCGACAAGCCUUUUGUGGCAGCGCGGGAUGACUGCCUCUAUCGCCAGCGCCAACCAGCCCUGGAGCUGCACGUCGAGGGCCCUGGAGGAGGGGUCCUCUGGCCAGUGCUGGCCAUCCCCCAGGGGCCUCUGAUCCUGGCCUGUCUGCCCCUGGUGGAUGCCCCCCCAGAGCCCCGUCCCCCUCUGUCCAGCCUGUUCUCAGUCUCCCAGGGCCUCGCACUGUUAACAGGCUUACAGACCUUCCUCUGCGGGUCUGGGGGUAAACCAGACAGCGAAGGGCUGGCGUCUCGCCUGGCCGCGAUGCCUUCCGUCCUGCUGCAGGUCUGCCCCCUGGGGACCCCCCUGGGGGGCCCUCAGACAGGGGGCCCACCCGCGGCAGCUGUUCCCACUCCUGCAGGGGCCCAGAAGCAGCCCGCCUGGAAGACGGGACUUCACCGCGGCAAGGCCGUGGUCAGCGUAGACCUGAAGGAGGUGGUGCGCUCCAUGCAGUAUGGAAACCAAAGCAGACAGGACCUCUGGGAUGUCUAUGGCACAGUCACUAGUAAGUGUGAAGUGGAGGGGGUUCUUCCCAACGUGACGGUCACUCUCACCCUGCCACCAAACGGCUCCCCUCUGCAGGAUAUCCUGGUUCACCCCUGUGUGACCUCGCUGGACGCCAGCAUCCUGACGGCGAGCAGUGUCGACGACUCCGACAGCUCCGCUUUCUCCGGACCCUACAAGUUCCCCUUCUCCCCUCCCAUAGAGCCCUUCAGGCUCUGCAGCUACACGUCGCAGGUCCCCGUUCCACCUAUCCUCGGCUCCUACCAGCUGAGGGAGAAGGAGAACCAGCUCCAACUGGCUGUGAGCCUGAAGCUGCAUGAGAGCGUGAGGAACAGCUUUGAGUACUGUGAGGCACACCUUCCCUUCUUCAACAGGGAUCAGAUGGGCAGUGUGGAUGUGAAGGUGAGCUCUGGGCUGCUGGAGGUGUCCAAAGAGAAGAGCCUGCUGGUCUGGGUCAUCGGACAAAAGUUCCCCAAGUCCCGUGAGGUGACUCUAGAAGGAAGUGUGAGUUUCACAGGGCAGCCACCUGGACCAGCUGACCCGCUGUGCACAGGACUCACUGCGUACAUAAAACUGUAUUUCCGGGUUCCAGACCUGACCCUGUCUGGAUGCUGUGUGGAUCAGAACUCUGUCCAAGUCUACUCGUCAGCCAAACCCCGGAUCGUCACGUCUCGCGAGCUGUUGUCUUCAGAGUACUACAUCUGGAACUCGACUGGUUCUGCCCCAGUGUCCUCGGGUCACAUGAUGCUGUAGGACGGACCAGGAACAGAGAGCUUGGUGGACAUUAUGGUGUCCCCUACUGGGACAAAAACACAGACUAUGAAAUCACGUGAGAAAAUGUGCUUUUUAAAAAGAGAUCAUGUUAAACUGUGUCAGAGAACGAUUAGGAGGAGAAACACUGAAGGGAUUUGAUCGUCAGGUAAGCAUAAACAUGCCCCUAUUUGUAGUAAACACCACCUCAUUCGGUCCAUAUUUUUGUAUAAAAUAAAGUUUCUCAUUGCUGCUGCA